AUGGACGCGUCCGCCGCUGCUCCCGACGCCGCUCCGCCCCCUAUCCCGACCCGUCACCACCACGUCGCGCCCUCGUCUCCGCCCCAGCACGAACACCAACAUCAUCACCACCACCAGCAGCAGCAGACCCCCCAUCGCAGCUCCCGCGGCGCUCGCUCCCCGCCCACCUCGUCCCGUCGCCCCGGCUCCAGCGCCGCCAUCCCCCCGGCCAGCCCCGAGGUCAUUUCCAACCUAAUCACGAGCCUCAGCGUCAUCUCGCAGCCCGCAAACUCCCACUUCGAGUCCCUCUCCCUUCCUUCGAGCCCGGCCCUCAGCGGCUCGGCCUCGGGCGGCAGCUUCGGCGUCGACUACGGCGCCUACAACCGCCCUGCGCGCGACAAUGAUGCCAUCCACCGGCCCCUCUCACUCGACGAACUCGCCGCGAGCCCCCCCGUCGUCCGCACCUCCAAGCCCCCGAGCGGCUUCUCGCCCUUGACCGCCCCCAAGAGCCCCAGAGCCUCUGCCCACCGCUCCUCCAGCCACGAGAGCAUCACCGGCGGCCUGCGCUCCUUCAUCCGCUCCGGCAGCACCCACAACUCGCGGCCCUCCUCCCCAGGCUCCCUCGGCGGCGACUCGGCCGCUAGUAUCGGCAACCUCUCCAUCGAACGCGGCUCCGCCCUGUCCCCGGACCUCAAGCCGCGUCGCUCCCACGACAGCUGGGGCAAGAAGGCGAACCGCAACAGCAAGGGGCUCAUGUACAUGAGCUCCAAGGAGCGCCUUCGCGAGCGCGAGCUUGACCGGAAGCGCGCCUCGGGCAGCGCCCCCUCGACGUCGGGAACCAACGCUGGCAUGGCCGAGCCGGGACCUGCUAGCCCCACCGGCGAGUCCAAGCUCGCCGCCGCCGGUGCGUCCCGCGCCGACCCUUUCCUCGCCGGCACACCCAUCAGCGAGGAGGAGCCCGCCGGCGACCAUGGGGGGGCAGAGCCCGAUGUAUCCCUCGGGAGCCCCAAGCCCAUUCCCGUGCGCGAUUCGAGCCUCAGGAAGACGGGCUCCAAGCACCGGAAGAGGACCAGCGCCAGGCGGUCCAAGCGGGACGGCGAACUGGUGCGCGACGAUGCCAUAAUCGAGGCCGACGAGCCUGAGCGGAGUCGUGACAGCGCCCCCAAGGGCCACGCUCGUUCAGAGUCAGACCAUGGCCUGGCCACGGCACGGUCCUUCCUUUUGGACGACGAAGAGACGGCGUCACCCCCGCGGGCGGCAGGUCAACGCGGCCUGGGCCUGGACCAAGGUGCUGCCGACGACGACGAAGACGGCGCGCCGUAUCCCGCCAUCUCGGGCGGCCGUCGCCGGAGCGAGCAACACGACGAGCGAAGCACCAGCCGCCUCUCUGGGCGGCUCAGCCCGGGCCCCAAGGAGGCGCUCAGGCUCACGCGCAGCAGCUCUCGACUCAAGCGCCUCUCCAACGGACCCCGCAGCCCCCGCGAGCCGCGAAGCGGCUUCACCUCUCCCGAACCGCGUGAAUCGCAGCCGAACCCCACCCCGGCUGCCGCUUAUGAGCGACCGGACUCGGCAGAUUCCAUCGACGACGCCGUCGAGUCGUACCUGUGCUCGCCGCGGCUGUCGCAACGCCUCCGCCACCCGCAGACGGGCCGCGUCAUAUCGUUUUCCGAGGUCGGCGAUCCAAACGGCUCGGCCGUCUUUUGCUGUGUGGGCAUGGGCCUCACGCGAUACAUCACGGCCUUUUACGACGAGCUCGCGCUCACGCUCAAGCUACGCCUCAUCACCCCGGAUCGUCCAGGCGUGGGAGACAGCGAGGCAUACUCGGACGGCACGGCCACGCCCCUGAGCUGGCCUGAUGACGUGUACGCCAUUUGCCAGGCGCUCAAGAUUACGAAGUUCUCCAUCCUUGCCCACUCGGCGGGCGCCAUCUACGCGCUCGCUACGGCGCUGCGGAUGCCUCAGCACAUCCGCGGGCGCAUCCACCUGCUCGCGCCCUGGAUCCCGCCGUCCCAGAUGAACGUCUUUGGCACGUCGGUGACGUCUCCGCCGACCAACGCGAUACCGACCUCCCAGAAGAUCCUGCGCGCCCUGCCUACACCGUUCCUCAAAGCGGCCAACUCGAGCUUCAUGACGGCGACGAGCAGCUCCAUCACCAGCUCGCUGCCAAAGAACGCCAGGCGAACGAAGAGAAAGGCAGGCACUGGGAAGGACGCGGGCAGCACGCCGACCCGCAACGUGACGCCGGUGAUGGACAAGGAGAACGUGGCGUACGGCGCUCAAGGCAAGGACGUAGGCGUCCGGCCGGAGUCACUCGGGCCGGCGGAGAAUAUGGACCGCAUGCAGGUGCCGAAGAACAUGGGCGGCAACGGCAGUCCGUCCUUUAACGUCGCCACGCGGGAUGCCGCCGUCGAUAAGGAGCGGCAGGUGACGUACGACGUGCGACUCACGCAUGCCAUCUGGGCCCUGGCGACGACGGGGGCCAACCCGGCCGUGGACCUCCUCGUGUGCCUCGAGCGGCGGCACACCAUUGGCUUCCGCUACGUCGACAUCACACGACCGGUGGUGAUUCACCACGGCAGCCGCGACACGCGCGUGCCCGUGGAAAACGUCAAGUGGCUGGGCAAGACGAUGCGGCGGUGCGAGGUGCGCGUGCUCGAGGGCGAAGGCCACGGCCUGAUGGCGAGCGCGACGGUCAUGGGAUCGGUGCUCAUGGAGAUGAGCAAGGAGUGGGAGGACUGGAUGCGCGCGACGGGCGCCGACGGGCGCAAGGAGGCCCGGCCGCGAAAAGGCACGUUGGGGAGGUAA
Messenger RNA from Purpureocillium lilacinum, 2784 nucleotides. RefSeq lists its product as uncharacterized. Gene Ontology annotation, biological process: phosphatidic acid biosynthetic process; lipid homeostasis. Gene Ontology annotation, molecular function: carboxylic ester hydrolase activity; lysophosphatidic acid acyltransferase activity. The record is from RefSeq and is a predicted model, not a curated record. Gene Ontology annotation, cellular component: mitochondrion. Lineage: Eukaryota; Fungi; Ascomycota; Sordariomycetes; Hypocreales; Ophiocordycipitaceae.